UGCUGCUCAGCCCAGGCAGGGUUGUGGGGCUGUUGCCCACAGGUGUGUGUGUGUGUGUGUGUCCCGCUCAGACCCCCAUAGAGCAGGGUGAGAGCUGGUGCAGAGCAGGCAGGAGGCAGCAGGGUGCUGGGGCUCCCAAGAUCCAGGUGCCACCACCAAGUCACGGAGAUGCUGGAUCUACCCUUCCUGCCCUUCUGCGUCCUCCUGGGUGGCCUGGGCUUUGUGUGUGUGGCCUUCGUGAGCGCCUGGUGCCAGCACUGGCGCGGUGGCUUCGCCUUGGAUGGCAGCGCCCAGAUGUUCAACUGGCACCCAGUGCUGAUGGUGACAGGCAUGGUGGUGCUGUACAGUGCAGCGGCCCUGGUGUACCGCCUGCCCGCUACCUGGAGGGGCCCCAAGCUCCCCUGGAAGGUGCUGCACAGCUCCCUGGCCCUGGCAGCCUUCACUCUGGCCGUGCUGGGGCUGGUGGCUGUUUUUCGCUUCCACAACAGCCAUGGCACACCCAACAUGUACUCGCUGCACAGCUGGCUGGGGCUGGCCACCAUCCUGCUCUUCUCCUGCCAGUGGCUGGCUGGCUUCAGCACCUUCCUGCUGCCCUGGGCUCCUGCCUGGCUCCGUGCCUUCUACAAACCUGUGCACAUCUUCUUUGGCUCCACCAUCCUCAUGCUGUCGGUGGCCUCAUGUGUGUCGGGCAUCAACGAGAAGCUCUUCUUCAGCCUGAAGAACGGGACGACUGACUACAAGCACCUGCCUGCUGAGGCUGUCUUUGCCAACAUGCUGGGGCUCCUGAUCAUCCUCUUUGGGGUGCUGGUGCUGGGGGCUCUGGCCAGGCCAAGCUGGAAGCGUCCCGACGCCGACUCUCCAGACUCUUGCCAGCCGCUGCUCACCGCCGAGCGCUGAUGCUGCUGCAGCAGCCGAGGUCUCUCCCUGCCCUCUCAGGGCCACCAGCCCCGAACACUCCGACCCCAUCACAUCCCUGCCUGCUUUGCCGGCCCUGCUCUCGGCCUGUCACCGUGCCCUCGUCCCUCUGCCUGUGCCUGAUGCUUAUCUGCCCGUGGGAGGAACAGGCUCAGCUCCCUUACGGCAGAGGGAUUGCUGUGGUGUGGACAUCUCUUUGCCUCCGCUGUGGCCUGGCAUUGGCCUCCUGCCUGCCGUAGGAUGAGGGCAGCUGCAGCGUGACGCUCCUGCCUGCCUCCUCGUGCCAGCUCCUGCUGGGUCCAGCUGGCCUCUCACGCCUGAACCUCGGUCCGUGCCACACCAACUGCCCUCCCCGUGCCACGCAGUGCCAUCCUCAACACGAUGGCUGGAGCUGCCAGAGCCUCAUCAGGUCAGAAGCCAUUGGAGGAGUGUCUGUGUACACGGCCGUGCUGCCACCCCCCACCCUGGGACCAUCUCCUGUGCAGGGAGCCCGGCUUGGGGUGGCAGGGGUGGAGGAGACCCUCGCACCGUGCCUUGCCCUUCACUGGGCUGCCUGUGCCUCUCCCUCCACCCCAUGGGUGUGGGUGGCAGGACCAGCCGCGCAGCCCCCUGGGGCCCUCGUGGACACGUAAUAAACCACUGGCUUCUGCAGUG
This is a messenger RNA of Falco peregrinus (peregrine falcon), 1569 nucleotides long. Its product is annotated as lysosomal membrane ascorbate-dependent ferrireductase CYB561A3. The coding region runs from base 169 to 897 and encodes 242 amino acids. NCBI's taxonomy places the organism in Eukaryota, Metazoa, Chordata, Aves, Falconiformes, Falconidae. Gene Ontology annotation, molecular function: oxidoreductase activity. The transcript is spliced from 6 exons. The record is from RefSeq and is a predicted model, not a curated record. Gene Ontology annotation, cellular component: lysosomal membrane.